Molecule: messenger RNA, 3313 nt
Organism: Electrophorus electricus (electric eel)
Lineage: Eukaryota; Metazoa; Chordata; Actinopteri; Gymnotiformes; Gymnotidae
Gene: tm9sf5
Product: transmembrane 9 superfamily protein member 5
Biological process (GO): protein localization to membrane
Cellular component (GO): membrane
Source: RefSeq, a predicted model, not a curated record
UUGGCCUGGAGGAGCAGAAUGCUGCCAUUUAAUCGGAAUGUGAAGCGUUGUGGCUAGCUGACUCCGUGUCGCCUCCGAGUUGGCUGGCUAAUUUCGUUGGUUCCGAAAAAAGUGGAUGUCAAAUUAGACUAAAACUGAGAAGAUACAGGAUUCAUAAGUACCAUGAAGCUACUUUAUUUAUGGGCUAGACUUGCGUGUAGUUUAUUUGCAACUAUUCCAGUCUCCGGAUUCUACCUUCCGGGUUUAGCUCCAGUUAGUUUUUGCGAAGAGGACGGGAAAACCAGUGACUGUCAGAAUAAGAUCCAGCUGUUUGUAAAUCGACUGGAUUCUGUGGAAUCCGUCCUGCCCUACGAGUAUGAUGUGUUUGAUUUUUGCAAAGAUGAAGAGGAGAAGAGGCCGUCAGAAAACCUGGGCCAAGUGUUAUUUGGCGAGAGAAUCGAGACAUCGCCUUACAAGUUCAAAUUUGGGAAAGAUGUGUCUUGCCAAAAGGUGUGCAGCAAAUCAUAUGCUACGUCUAAUCAAGAGGACAAAGCCAAGUUGGACUUUCUCAAGAGAGGCAUGGAGCUGAAUUACCAGCAUCACUGGAUUGUUGACAACAUGCCUGUGACAUGGUGCUACCAAGUGGAAGAUGGUCAGCAGUACUGCAACCCUGGCUUCCCUAUUGGUUGCUUAGUAACCCACGAAGGACGGCCUAAAGAUGCCUGUAUCAUCAAUGCUAAGUUCAACAAGAAAAGCACAUACUACCUCUUCAAUCAUGUGGAUAUCACCAUAACGUAUCACAGCGGGGACAAUGAGAACUGGAGAGGUGCUCGACUGGUGGCUGCCAGACUAGAGCCUCAGAGUAUUAAACACGGUGAUGAGAACAGUCUGUCAUGUGAAGGCUCACCCAUGGAGAUACCAGUGGAUUUCUCUACCGAUCUGAAAGUGACCUACUCUUAUUCUAUCAAGUUUGAGUCCACAAAUGCGAUCAGGUGGGCAUCAAGAUGGGAUUACAUUCUGGUUUCUAUGCCCCACUCAAACAUUCAAUGGUUUAGCAUUAUGAACUCUCUGGUCAUCGUGCUUUUCCUCUCCGGCAUGGUGGCCAUGAUCAUGCUGAGGACACUACACAAGGACAUCGCCAGGUACAACCAGGUGGACCAGGCAGACUUGUUUAAGAUCCAUCUACACUCAGGCGCUGCAUAUGAGGAUGCGCAGGAGGAGUCCGGGUGGAAGCAGGUGCACGGGGACGUGUUCAGGCCGCCUCCCAAUGGGAUGCUGCUCGCUGUCUUUCUUGGGCAGGGCGCACAGAUCUUCAUCAUGACCUUCAUCACGCUCUUCCUGGCUUGCCUGGGAUUCCUGUCUCCGGCCAACAGAGGUGCCCUGAUGACAUGUGCAGUGGUGCUGUGGGUGCUUCUAGGCACACCCGCUGGCUACGUAUCAGCCAGGAUCUACAAAAGUUUCGGUGGGGAAAAAUGGAAAACCAACGUUUUUUUGACAGCUCUUCUGUGCCCCGGCAUCGUGUUUGCGGACUUCUUCCUGAUGAACCUGAUCCUGUGGGUUGAGGGCUCGUCAGCAGCCAUCCCGUUCGGCACCCUGCUGGCCAUCCUGGCUCUCUGGUUCGGCAUCUCCGUGCCGCUCACCUUUGUGGGCGCCUUCUUUGGCUUCAAGAAGCCGGUAAUGGAGCAUCCAGUGCGGACGAACCAGAUCCCACGCCAAAUCCCUGAGCAGUCCUUCUUCACUAGACCUGUGCCAGGCAUCGUCAUGGGUGGCAUCCUGCCCUUUGGCUGCAUCUUCAUCCAACUCUUUUUUAUCCUCAACAGCAUCUGGUCUCAUCAGAUGUAUUACAUGUUUGGCUUCUUGUUCCUGGUCUUCAUCAUCCUACUCAUCACCUGUUCAGAAGCCACCAUCCUGCUCUGCUACUUCCACCUGUGUGCUGAGGAUUAUCACUGGUGGUGGCGAUCGUUCCUUACGAGCGGAUUCACAGCAGUUUACCUGCUCAUCUACGCUGUGCAUUAUUUCUUCUCCAAACUCCAAAUCCAAGGGGCCGCCAGCACCAUCCUUUACUUUGGCUACACCAUGAUCAUGGUGCUCAUAUUCUUCCUCUUCACAGGUACCAUCGGCUUCUUUGCCUGCUUCUGGUUUGUGAAUAAGAUCUACAGUGUGGUGAAGGUGGACUAAAGGCUGAGGCUGGGAAGCGGGGACCCCUCUCCUCCCUUCUCAGCUUUCGCUGCCCCACAUGCUGCAGGUAAACCAUUUGCAAGUCAAACGCAUAUCUGAGAUCUAAACGUCCUUCUGCUUUGCUUGGAAUCUGGUGUGUUCUGUCACUAUUCUAUGUUUCUACUGUCUGUAGUUCAGCAGGUGUAGUUUGCACAAUAACUUUUGUUUUUUUUCUGUUGGGACCUUCAGAUAUAUGGUGUAGUUGUAUUCUGGUUGGGGUCAAGGUGUAAGGUUGGAGUUUUAUGUUUGUUAGCAUGAAUAAAUGAUCAUAAAUUGGGGGCUCUCUUUAAAGGAAGCGUUCAAGACCAUUGUUAAUGGAGUCCUUGUGGCUGAUGCUAAGACCUCAGCCUCAGGGCUUGUCUAAAUGCUGUGAACAUAUUUGCAUUCAUCGCUUUGAAUGUCAUGGGUAUGCAGGACAUGUGGCAAAGGACGAUUGAUUAACAUUAUUAAACGUUUGCACAUGGAUAAGGGCCCCUUUUCACCAACUGUAGAAGCAGAAAAAGAGACGAGUGGAAAAAUUUAGAUGGUUGUCAAAAGAACAUAUACAUUUAGGGGUUUGCCACCUCGUGCACCUUAAGCCCGAAAUGGCAGCAAAAGUGAAGGACUCCUUAAUUUCUCAUAAAUAAUGUAUAAAUAUGUAUCUUAUGCUUUUAUAUUGAAAUCCAAAUGUUAAUUCCUUUUUUACCUGUUCUGCUGUAAGUAUAUCAUUUAAAUGGUAAAACAUGAAGUUCUAUGAAAAUGUGAUUUUAUUUUUCUUUUAUUGACUUUUAUCUCUUUAUUUCUUAAAAUAAUUGUUUUAGGACAAAAGGUAAAAGGACUUGGAAAUGGUAUAAAUGGGUGUGUUUAUGGGAUCACUGAGAAUUUGUUAUCAUCAAACCUGUUUUGAUUUAGGGAUAUUUCAGAUUCAAUGUUAAACCACUAGAUUCAGAGCUAAAUGUAUAGUGUCUAAAGCAUUACCUGGUUUAAAACAGAGAUGAUACAGAUAUGCUGCCAAACUUUAUUUGAAGAACUUUAAUUCCAAAGCCCACUGCUUAUAUUGAGCUUCACUGAGCUAUAUGACGUGUACAUAAUGAUCCUUGUACCAUGGAGCAAAAAUAAAGCACAAUGGAAAUCAUUA